Molecule: messenger RNA, 954 nt
Organism: Exophiala xenobiotica
Lineage: Eukaryota; Fungi; Ascomycota; Eurotiomycetes; Chaetothyriales; Herpotrichiellaceae
Exons: 2
Coding region: 101-835 (244 amino acids)
Biological process (GO): double-strand break repair via break-induced replication; DNA replication
Cellular component (GO): GINS complex; nucleus
Source: RefSeq, a predicted model, not a curated record
CGUCACGCGGCGAGGCUGCGCCCAUGUCUGCAUUCCAAGUCGCUGUCCACAAUACCGAGGCCUUGCAUUCAAAGUGUUCUAUUGCAUUGAUCCAUCCAAAAUGGCAUUUCCUCAACCUCCUGGCCUGCUUCCCGCCGAGGUCGCUUUCCUCUGCGAAAUGGAACAAGUCACCGUCAUCCCACGGCAACGCCUCGACCGUCUUGACUUACUAGGCGGUUCCACGAAACCUCUCAUCCCUCCUCAAAGAUCAACAUUACCUCUCUGGCUUGCGAUUAUGUUAAAACGCCAGCGACGUGCCAACAUUAUGCCGCCGCCAUGGCUAUAUCCCGAGAACCUUUUAGAAAUCCUCGAACUGGAGACGAAACAUUUUCAAGACUCCUUUUCUCCGCCGCCGCAGAUACCGCCGAGACGGCAGACAGACUAUACAGGAAAGCCAUUUUAUACUUCGUCACCGUUUGUGGAGUCUUGUACUGCAAACGCUGCGCCGACAGCACUGCCAUACCAUUGGUUCGAGAUAUCAGAGAUGUUCCUCGAGUCUGCGAGCGACGAUGUGUCAGAACCGGACAGGGUGCGGCAGCUGUUAAGAGAUAUCAGAGAAGUCCGGCUAGCCAAGGUGCGGAAAGAAGUCGAUCACUUAUCCGGAGACGGGGAAGGCACGCGACUAGACGGAAUAGGUGCGAUGGAACUGUCCGAGUCCAGAGGCUUCAUGACAGGGGUCAUGGACGGGCUGAGAAAACUCGAUGCGAGUCGCGAGCAAGCCAGACGAGAGCGCGAAGAGGAAGAGAGGGAAAAUAGAAGAUAUAAUGAGGACGACGAAGACGACGAAAUGACAUGAAAUCCUCAUCCACAGCUCGCAAAGAAUUAUGUUCAUUGAAUCAUACAUGGACACCAAACCCAUGAAAGUCACCCCCAGAAGAAUCGCUCGUUCGAGGACCCGUAACAUGGGAGCAGGAG